Talaromyces proteolyticus is the source of this 898-nucleotide messenger RNA. Its product is annotated as tubby C-terminal-like domain-containing protein. The record is from RefSeq and is a predicted model, not a curated record. The transcript is spliced from 2 exons. Lineage: Eukaryota; Fungi; Ascomycota; Eurotiomycetes; Eurotiales; Trichocomaceae. Bases 62 to 760 code for a protein of 232 amino acids.
AAAAAAUCACUAAAAAAUCAGUAUCAUUUUCUUAACAAUAAAAGAGAUAUACACUGCAAGAAUGGCACCCGCACUUGACCAGAUCAAACAGCCUAUUGGACUGCGUCCAGAACACGUCGCGGCCUCUCCAACGAGUAUCCGUGUCAAAAUGCAUGGGGGGGCCUCAUCAUUGGCAGCAAGCGACUUUACAGUCACGACUGACGACUCUACACCUGGGUCGACGCCCACCAAGCUAUUUUCUGUAGACGGGCAUGCAGUUUCUUGGCAACGACGACGAAAGUUUCGAGAUGCUUCAGAUCUUCCUUUGUUCGAGCUGGCUCGCAAGAAAGUCGGCGUGACCUGGUUCGUCUAUUUACCAGAAGACAAUGGAGAACCCAUAGCAACGCUGGCCCCCAAGUGGAGUGCGCUGAAAGAUAAACUCAAUGUUUUUAUUAGAAACGCGGCACACCAGGGAGAGCAAGUUGAGCUGGAAGUUCGGGGUCAAGACAUCUGGAAACUGAGGACAAACAUUUACAUGAAUGGGAGUUUAAUUAUGACAUGCAAAAGAACAGACAAAUUUGCUGCCUAUAUCCCAGGUAAAGGACUAGAAUGGAAAGUUGAUGUCGCUCAGGGAGUGGAUGUAUCUCUCGGAUCCCUCAUCGUUGUUGUCUUAGCACAAGUCAUGUACCACAGCAGUUACCCCUCUUCGCACUCAGCGAAAGAUGAAGUCGACAGUGGAGAUGGAAUAGCUGAAAAACAUGUCAGCAGACCUUCGUCUUAACGGAUCAACGUCACCGCGAUGGCUAAAUUGUAUCCAAAUUAUUUGUUAAGUCUGUUUUGAUGUUUCUGGUAUCCCGCUCAGAAAGAUUUUGACAAUAUAUUUACAUUCAAAUUCUAUUUUACAUCAUGCUCAAUUGCC